UGUAUACAGCCAGCGUCCGAUGCGAACCUCUAUACCGGUAUCAGUCGACUACUACACGAUAAACAGCAAAACUUAGCUGUAACCUCCUUUCUGCAACCAAAAACCACAAUUAAAAAAACAACGUUCAAAAAAUACCUUCCACAUUUAAAACCCAAGUUUAGUUCAUCGACGUUCUAUAUUCAAAUAACUUUGACAGAUUUGAAAAUAAAAGUGCGUUAUUUUUUGUUUGUUUGAUUGAAGUUGCGUAUUUUAUUUCCGUGAUUGUUUUGAAUAAAAUAUACAGACUGUGGGAUUUAGUUGUCAAAGAGAACUGAACUUUUGUUGUUUGUGGCAGUUUACGAGUGUUGUAGUGGACCGUCAGAACGAAAGAGUCGCCUCGUAAAAGAUAUCGAAACAGCACCACCAGUGACCGCCUACCAAACAUGGAUUGGGGAACAUCUGAAGUUUUAAACAGAAAGAUAAUUCGCUAACAUGCUGUCAGCCUAUAACACCAGUCCCGACGAUGUGGCGGGACUAGCCAGCCGAUAUGUUCCCGCGGCGAUGUCACUCAACGGGACCACCUACCUAGGUGGAGGAGUUCUCAUACUCACCAAAACCCUCACAGGAGAAUCAGUCGAAGUCAUAGACGAACCCAAAGCCAACAAAACCACAGAUAUCAUCGAUGUCAAAAUAGUACAAGUUGCAUUCUGCAUUCUAUACACCGUCAUCUUCGUUCUAGGUGUGUUCGGAAACGUCCUAGUCUGCUAUGUCGUGUUCAGGAACAGAGCAAUGCAAACAGUCACCAACCUGUUCAUCACGAACUUAGCCCUCUCAGAUAUAUUGCUUUGUAUUUUCGCUGUGCCUUUGACGCCUAUGUACACGUUUCUAGGAAGAUGGGUUUUCGGAAGACUCCUUUGUCAUCUCAUGCCGUACGCUCAAGGCACAAGUGUUUACAUAUCCACACUCACCUUAACGUCGAUAGCCAUAGACAGAUUCUUUGUCAUCAUAUACCCGUUUCAUCCAAGGAUGAAAUUGAACACCUGUAUACUUAUUAUAAUAUUCAUAUGGGUGUUUUCCCUAGUCGUAACUUGCCCGUAUGGCCUCUUCAUGGGAAUACAAACGACAAACAAUAGGACUUACUAUUGCGAAGAAAGUUGGCCUUCGGAUAAAUCUAGAAAAAUAUUCGGAGUUUUCACAACUGUUUUGCAAUUUCUAAUACCGUUUUUAAUAAUAGCGAUUUGUUAUACAUGUGUUAGUAUAAGAUUGAAUGACCGAGCGAGGUCGAAACCCGGUGCUAAGAAUACCAGGAGAGAAGAAGCGGACAGAGAUAGGAAAAGACGUACAAAUAGAAUGCUCAUAUCCAUGGUGGCUAUAUUUGGCAUAUCCUGGCUGCCUAUAAACUUGAUCAAUAUAUUUAAUGACUUCUACGCACAAAUGACGGAGUGGAACUAUUACUUUGUGUCAUUCUUUCUCGCCCAUUCAAUGGCGAUGGCGUCGACGUGUUACAAUCCAUUUCUAUACGCAUGGUUGAACGAAAACUUUAGGAAGGAGUUCAAACAAGUGCUUCCUUUUUUUGAGUCAACUGGUGGCGUGAGGAACAGUUACCAUUCUGGACGCAUGCCAACGCACAAAACUGACAAAAUCUGUAACGGUAAUGAUACGAUACAAGAAACUUUGUUGGCUUCGUCUUUCAACAGAGGGCCGUCGAUAAAACAGCGAAUCUUAGAUGGCAAUGGAAGAAAAGAUAAUGGGGUGGAAGUGGAAAAUAUAAUUUUAGAAGAUAAGACAAUAUCAGCAACUUUUCAUACGAAAAGCGAAAACGUUAAUUUGCAAUUAAUAGAUGAGGAAUCACAACUUAGUGAGCCGAGAGAGACCAAAUCUCCUAUAUAAUUUAACCAAUUUCGUGACAACGAUUUUGAAACGAAGAAUUCAUGUUAUGUAAUAUAGUAUAAAGUAAUGUUACAAGUGUUGAUUGUGUGUUUUUUUACCAUUUUUAUGAAAUAUAUUGUAUAGAUAUUUAAAUUGCUUUGCUUACUGUGAUCAAUGUGUUAAAUAACGCUAUUAUAAUAGACUUAGUUAUUGUAAAUAUUUAAUACCUACUGUAAAAUAGUUUAACCUUUCAUAUUAUUAAUAUAAGCUAGUUAAAACGAAGCGAGUAUCCAAAAUGGCCUACUAUUAAUAUUAUUUUCUAUCUCAAUGACAGUAAAACUGUCAGAUUUAUGUAAAUAAGUAAUUCUUUCUUUGAUUGGUGUUUUUUGAUUAGACUGUUGAGCCCAGUUUCAAACAUCGCAUUUUUUUGUUGUUGAUUCCGUUGCUUACAU
Messenger RNA from Helicoverpa zea (corn earworm), 2300 nucleotides. RefSeq names its product prolactin-releasing peptide receptor-like (gene NGR-A11). The record is from RefSeq and is a predicted model, not a curated record. Lineage: Eukaryota; Metazoa; Arthropoda; Insecta; Lepidoptera; Noctuidae. Gene Ontology annotation, cellular component: neuron projection; plasma membrane. The transcript is spliced from 4 exons. Gene Ontology annotation, molecular function: neuropeptide binding; neuropeptide Y receptor activity. Bases 472 to 1869 code for a protein of 465 amino acids. Gene Ontology annotation, biological process: G protein-coupled receptor signaling pathway.